Messenger RNA from Schistocerca cancellata (South American locust), 348 nucleotides. RefSeq names its product rRNA 2'-O-methyltransferase fibrillarin-like. Lineage: Eukaryota; Metazoa; Arthropoda; Insecta; Orthoptera; Acrididae. The transcript has a single exon. Bases 1 to 348 code for a protein of 115 amino acids. The record is from RefSeq and is a predicted model, not a curated record.
AUGGACAGAGAGGGGGGAGAAGGAGAUGGGCAGAGAGGGGGUGAGUCGGUGACAGCAGAGAGGGGAGGAGGAGGAGGAGAAGAUGGGCAGAGAGGGGGUGAGGAGGUGACAGCAGAGAGGGGAGAAGGAGGAGGAGGAGGAGGAGGAGGAGAUGGGCAGAGAGUGGGUGAGGAGGUGACAGCAGAGAGGGGAGGAGGAGGAGGAGGAGAUGGGCAGAGAGUGGGUGAGGAGGUGACAGCAGAGAGGGGAGGAGGAGGAAGGGGAGAUGUGCAGAGAGGGGGUGAGGAGGUGACAGCAGAGAGGGGAGGAGGAGGAAGAGGAGGAGGAGGAGGAUAUAGACCAAGGUAG